Psammomys obesus (fat sand rat) is the source of this 1917-nucleotide messenger RNA. It is a transcript of the gene Msmo1, whose product is annotated as methylsterol monooxygenase 1. Gene Ontology annotation, biological process: sterol biosynthetic process. The transcript is spliced from 6 exons. Gene Ontology annotation, molecular function: iron ion binding; C-4 methylsterol oxidase activity. The record is from RefSeq and is a predicted model, not a curated record. NCBI's taxonomy places the organism in Eukaryota, Metazoa, Chordata, Mammalia, Rodentia, Muridae. Bases 115 to 996 code for a protein of 293 amino acids.
CCCCCGAGCCGGCAUAGGUAGCGAGAGGCCGCUGCACCUGCCGGGUAGUGCAGCGAGAGGCCGCCGUCAGUCGCGGGACGCCAGGAAUAGAAGGCUUCUCGCAGAGACUUGACCAUGGCCACAAACAAUAGUGGAGGCAUCUUCAGCUCAGCCUCGCUGGCUGUGGAGUAUGUGGAAUCACUGCUACCCGGGAAUCCACUGCAGGAGCCCUUUAAGAAUGUGUGGGGCUACUUGUUGGAUAACUAUACAAAGUUCCAGAUAGCAACUUGGGGGUCUCUCAUAGUUCACGAAGUCAUCUAUUUCUUGUUCUCUUUACCUGGAUUUUUAUUCCAGUUUAUACCUUUCAUGAAAAAGUACAAAAUUCAAAAGGAUAAACCAGAAACCUUUGAAGGCCAAUGGAAGUGUUUCAAAAAAAUUCUCUUUAAUCAUUUUUUUAUUCAACUGCCUCUGAUUUGUGGAACUUACUAUUUUACAGAGUUUUUCAGUAUUCCUUAUGAUUGGGAAAGAAUGCCAAAAUGGUAUAUGACUUUGGCAAGGUGUUUGGGCUGUGCAAUCAUUGAGGAUACCUGGCACUAUUUCCUGCACAGACUCCUUCACCACAAGAGAAUUUAUAAAUACAUUCACAAAGUCCACCAUGAGUUUCAGGCUCCAUUUGGAUUAGAAUCAGAAUAUGCACAUCCUUUAGAAACCCUGAUUCUUGGGGCCGGAUUUUUCAUUGGCAUUGUGCUUUUGUGUGAUCAUGUAAUUCUUCUCUGGGCAUGGGUGACCAUACGUUUGCUGGAAACUAUCGAUGUCCAUAGCGGAUAUUAUCUUCCUUACAACCCACUGAACUUCAUCCCAUUUUAUGCGGGUUCUCGGCACCAUGAUUUCCACCACAUGAACUUCAUUGGGAAUUAUGCCUCCACCUUCACAUGGUGGGAUAAAAUCUUUGGCACAGAUGCCCAGUAUCAUGCCUACAAUGAAAAGAUGCAGCAGCUUGAGAAAAAGGCCGAGUGAAUACCCUUCGUACACCCUCCUGGAGACAUGUUUUCUCACCUGGAGCUAGCGACUAACAUUGCUUCUGGGGAGCAGAUAUAAGCACGUGACAUGGCUGCUAAGUGAUAAAAUGAACAUUAACAAUCUUCAGUUAUCUUCCAGAUGGGAACUUUCUACUUUCCAUUCAAGUUCUGUAUAUGUGAGGAUAAAUAUAUACAUAUAUAUAUAUAUAUAUAUAUAUAUAUAUAUAUAUACAUAUAUAUAUAUAUGUAUAUAUAUAUUUAAGUACAUGAGGAGGUUUUAAAGGCCAUUUUGCUAACCUCACCGAAAGGUUUCAGGUAUCGGAGGAAGUAUUAAUGUACAACUUAAUCUCUUCAUGCCUCUCGGGGCUGAAGUUGACAUUGCCUUUUAAGCCUUUUAUAUACGCUGGUCAGUUCAAAAAAAUUCUCAAGAAUAAUGUUUGCCUUCUUUAAGACACGGUGUUUCUAAAUUUACCUUAAAUGGAAAUAUCAUGAAGUGACUCCAUCAGCUGAUGAGCGAGUGACUGAAACUGUACUCUAGAUUGGUGUUGACCUGUUUAGGACUCUUCUUUCUGUGAAGGACUUUUUGAUUGUAGUAACUCUACUGGCAUCUUGUAAAUUGACCCAUUUCUUACAUGAUAUACAUAGAAUAUUAUAGUCUGCAGAUUUUCAAAUUCCUUGAGGUGUUUUUUAAAUUGAAGAGCUCCAUUUCCACUCUCCACCCCCAAUGGUUUUGUGUGUCAAAUAUUCAUUGGAGUCUGAUCUUGAGCUUUGUGAAUUCACUUCUCGCUCUGCACCUGGAGCUGACGAAAUAAAUGUGACUUUUGUCUGAUUCUCUGGUUUUCAGUUUUGAAGAUUAGCUGUCAUGUUUUAUUCUUAUAAGGAAAAGCACAGAAACCAUUAAAGUGAGUUUUACAAUAAA